Ostrinia nubilalis (European corn borer) is the source of this 2382-nucleotide messenger RNA. RefSeq names its product xanthine dehydrogenase-like. The coding region runs from base 158 to 2314 and encodes 718 amino acids. The record is from RefSeq and is a predicted model, not a curated record. NCBI's taxonomy places the organism in Eukaryota, Metazoa, Arthropoda, Insecta, Lepidoptera, Crambidae. The transcript is spliced from 8 exons. Gene Ontology annotation, molecular function: oxidoreductase activity; iron ion binding.
UUUAAAACUUUGCCCUGAGGAUAUAGUCAGUCCAUUUUAUAAAAGUGGUAGCACUACGUCAUCUUAUGAUAGACCGCCAGUGAGCCAUAGUUAUCAAGAGUUCGACACUGACAAGAAAGACUAUCCUCUAACUCAACCCUUAUUGAAGAAAGAGGGUAUGAUUCAGUGCGCAGGAGAGGCGGUAUAUACCGACGACAUUCCAACUAUUAAAGAUGAAGUGUUCGCCUCUUUUGCUCUUUGUACUGUUACAAAAGGUGAAAUAGAGUCUGUUGAUGCAUCGAUGGCCAUGAAAAUUGAUGGUGUCAUUGCUGUAUUAACUUCAAGAGAUAUUCCCGGAAUAAAUAGUUUUAUAAAAAUAGGGUUCUACAACAUGACUGAAAACGAAGAAUUACUAGCUAAUAAUCAAGUACGUUAUUAUAAUCAACCUGUAGCUAUAGUUGUGGCAAAGACGCAAGCAAUAGCUGACAGAGCGUCCAAUUUUGUUAAAGUUAAUUAUAAGAAUAUUUCCAAACGACCUCUAGUCCUAACUAUAGAAGAUGCAAUUAAAGCUCCCAAAGACGAAAGGAGGCUCGUUACGUAUACUGGAAUUACACCUACCGAGAGAGGGGCGAACGUAAGAAAAGUGAUCAAAGGAAGAUUUGUUAGUCCAAUCUCAUAUCAUUUUAUGACAGAGUUGCAUACAACUGUAGUGAAACCAGUUGACGAAGGUUUAGAAGUGCAUUGUUCUACUCAAUGGCAAGAUCAUAUCCAAGCUUCUAUCGCCCAAGUUCUCAACAUGCCAGAAAGUUUAAUAAUAGUGAACACUAAAAGAUGUGGCGGUGCAUUUGGCUGUAAAAUAGCAAGAGCCAACUUAACUGCAUGUGCUGCUGCUUUAGUUGCAAAGACCUUAAACAAACCAUGUCGUAUGUCGAUGCGUCUGCCUGAUAUAAUGAGAGCCAUGGGAAAACGUUGCAACAGUAGAUUGGAUUAUGAGGUCGGAGUUGAUGACGAAGGUCAAAUACAAUAUAUGGACGCAGUAUUUUAUGUUAAUGACGGUUUUGUUUCUAAUGAGAACGAAAACCCCUACGCGACUAAUGCUCUGAUAAAUUGCUAUAAUUCCAACCGAUGGAAAGUGGACUCAUUUGGCGCCAUCACUGACAUGCCAGGAAAUUGCUAUAUGAGGGCACCAGGUGGUUACGAGGGUAUAGCUGCAAUUGAGCAUAUAAUGGAUCACAUUGCAAGAGAAAUAAAAAAUGAUCCUAUAUCAGUACGAAAGGCAAACUAUCGCGCUGAUGACAAUCAAUUGCCUACUCUUGUUCCAAAAUUUAUAGAAAGAGUAGACUAUAGGGAGAGGCAAAAAUUUAUUAAGAAGUUUAACAAUGACAAUCGAUGGAAAAAAAGAGGCAUUAGCCUUCAAAAUAUGGCGUUUCGUACAACGUAUCUCGGUAAUUAUUCAGCUUUGGUAGCAGUUUACCAUGGAGAUGGAAGCGUGAUCGUUAACAUUGGAGGAGUAGAAAUUGGACAAGGGAUAUUUACUAGGAUAGCUCAGGUAGCUGCAAGAGAACUUCUUGUUCCUGUGGAAAAGGUCACGGUUAUACCUUGUUAUAAUUUUGCGACGCCCAAUAACUAUGCAACUGGUUCAAGUAUAACUACAGAGUGCUCUGCAUACGCUGUAAUCAGAUGUUGUGAUCAGAUUAAUGCCAGACUUGCACCGAUCCGUGCCGAGAUGCCUACAGCUACCUGGCAACAAAUUGUUCAAGCAGCAGAUAAUCGUGGUAUAAACUUACAAGCAAACUAUCUCACAAGCCCAAAUGAUCCCCGAUUAGUAAAUUAUUCCAUCUUUGGUAUAGCUGUGACUGAAGUUGAAGUAGACAUUCUAACUGGUAUGAAAUGGAUAGUAAGAGUUGAUAUAUUGGAGGACGCUGGUCGGAGUAUUAAUCCAGUAUUAGAUAUUGGUCAAGUUGAAGGAGCUUUUAUACAAGCGUUGAGUUCGUGGAUAAUGGAAGAAAUAAAAUUCAAUAAACAAUCGGGGGAGCUGUAUACUGACCGAAGCUGGAACUAUAAAAUCUUUGGAGCGAAAGAUAUACCCCAUGAUUUCCGCGUCUAUUUGCAACGAAGAACGUCUAACCCUGUUGGUAUUUUGGGAUCAAAAGCUGUAAGCGAGCCUCCUAUUUGCUUAGGGUAUGGGGUGGUAGAAAGCCUAAGAUCAGCUAUUUUAGAUUCUAGACAUGAAAGCGGUUACACAAACGAGUACAUAACUUUAGAUAUUCCUGUUUCCAAUGAAAGUGUUGUUCACGCGGCUGAAGUCAAAAUAAAGGAGUACGUACUAUACUAACUAAUAUUCCCGCACCUAAUUGCCUCAGAAUAUUGUCAGCAAAAAUAUUUUAAUUCAUAAUGUUACAU